Messenger RNA from Chondrus crispus (carragheen), 1947 nucleotides. RefSeq lists its product as hypothetical. Lineage: Eukaryota; Rhodophyta; Florideophyceae; Gigartinales; Gigartinaceae. Bases 1 to 1545 code for a protein of 514 amino acids. The transcript is spliced from 2 exons. The record is from RefSeq and is a predicted model, not a curated record.
AUGCCAACGUGCCCGAGAUGUGGAGAAGACGACGACGACUGUGUAUGCCCGUGCCACGUGAAGGGCUGCACAAGGUGGAUAUCUUGCAGAGUGUGCUGGUCGUGUACACACCACUACUCGUGCUCAGAUACUUCACACCGCACGCCACGCGACAGUGGGGCAAGAAUCCAGCCAGGGGCACAGACAAUAAGUGUCAGUGCAGAUAGACCUAGCAGGGGCAGCAAACCCUGGGCUAGAGGACUGACAUUGGGGUUAGAAGACGGGAGGUUGUGUGUACGCCGCUCGGGCUGGAGGAGCAUACGCUUGCGGAUGGCUAGCGAGAUGCCCUGCAGCUACUUCAGGAUUACCCCCCACGGGAGGACAGACGGUCUACUGCUAGAGGAGCAGUUGGAUAUGUUGUUCCACUUAGGUCGGCUAGUGUCGGAAGGGAGCGUGACCCUAGAGACAGGGCUCGGCCCCAGCAUACGGGAAGGUGGACCCCCCUCCGGGAGCAGAGUUAGGCUGGACACGGAGUUGGUGCUACCUAUUAUCCAAGGACCAGUGGACAUCACUACCAGGGAAGAUUUACAUGUAUUGCCUAUUACGGAUAUGAGAGACAUCGUGAAAGGGAGAGUGUCAGGUGCCUUGACCGAGACCUCGUGGGUACGCGUAUCACCCGCCAGUGGACCGUACACCCGAGAAGACCGGGGAGGGUGCCCGAGGACUAACCCGAUAGGGAAGCUGCGGAAGAUGAGGUUCGGAGACGGAUCAGAAGUGAGGGCUAGCAGGCUCGUGGACUUACAAGGGCCCAGGCAUAUCGUGUUGGGCGUUCCUGAGAGAGUGGCGGGCCGGCUUGACUUCAUUGGAGUGAGGACGGACGACGCCUUACUGAGGGCCGCUCAGGCGUCGGGAGUUACGUAUCUAGAAGCGGGUUACGACGUCGGAACCGAACUACUAGUGUCGGGUCACAGCCCGGAGACCGACCGAGUGGUGGGGACGACGAUAACGCGCCCACCUGAACUGGAAAAGUGGGUAGGCGUGGAAGAGAGGGUGCGAUACUCAAUCGGAAAAAUAGGGCUGUAUAAGACUGGUGAGAGAAUAGACAAGGCCAUGGGUCUACUCCGGUCCGAGCAAGUUGACUUAGCCAGGUUAGCCAGGCUGGCCGGUGUGACCAUGGACGCCGUGCUGCUCACCAUAGACUGUGGGAUGACGGUGCUGAGGGUCAAUGCGGACACCGGGUGCUAUUGCCCCAACAGGCAGACGGACCCCAGAGGAGUAAGCCUGGGGACGCUGACACUAGGUGACGUUAGAGGAAGAACUGUUUUUGCCAAGGGAAGGAUGUUGACUACCCGGGAUGGGAGAAGCCUAUCAUGCGAUAGUACGCACGGCAUCUGGCACUUGGAGGAAGGCGCCGGCGGAAUGUUCCCGGACAUUCCCGCCGAAUCGCAACUGCUAGGAGGCCGUACAGCCACAAGGAACAAGAAUAAGGGACCCAGGGGGAAAGGUAAGCCGGGAACCGCGGGACCAGCCCGGAGCCAGUUACGUCGGCCCAGGUUAGCAGACUGACCCCCGACGACAUACUAGGGAUGACGGGUAAGUGGCUACCAGGUGUACACAAACUUCGAGGACUGUUGCCUUUCGCACAAACGAGGAGCAAGGUGUCAAAGGGUGCGCGGUGCAGGGCGGCGCGCCUUUAUGUAAAACUUUAGCAGUGCAACACUCAGAACACUCAGAUUAGGCGAGCUGGAAGCCUAAUAAUUUGAAAAAUAAUGGUGGCCAUCGGUGCCGCGGCCCGGCCUGAGAAGGGGGCCGUGUGGCCGGAUUUUAAUGUGACUACAAAUUUUGAUUUUAGAAUUACAAUUCGAAUUUAGUUGAAAACUAGUAAUGAGUUCUGGAGCCUUCUAGACGCCCUGGGACGGCGAUAAAAGGGGAGGCUCCACGGUUUAGUGAGGGGGGGGAAAAAAGGAA